CUCGCAAACAACUUUCAACGUUGUAACAAAUUUCGUCACUCACGUUAAUUGACAAACUACCUAUCCACUGCUACCCUAGGCUUCGCUAAAAAGUUAGCAGAAAUGGAGUUGGUAUGUCGGGCCGAGUAUCACCCUUUUUCCGCGUUCUGUGCACCGCAAGGAAGCUAACCCUUCUCUUCUAAGACUCACCUCCUUCUCUACAUCGCCGCUCUGCUGGCUCUUGUCAGCUAUCGCGAACCCUCCUGUUCUAAGGUUGACCUUCUCAUCCAAAUUCUCCUGGCUCUUAUCAUCUGUCGCGUUCUUCUCGCCAUCUAUGCAAAUGCUCAACAAGUCAAAGCCCUCUGCAACUACAUAAAAUACCUGGAUGCUGCUACCGCCGCUGAUUACACCAUUGCCAACCAAUCUAUUACACGCGUUGAUUGGCAUCAAAUCAGAAUCCAACAAAUCCUCGCAAUUGCGCCUGACCUAGACAGUCCACCAAAGGUUUGGAACACGUACCACCGAGCGAUUGAUGCAGAUCGCGAGUAUUUUCUUCACCACCAGGCUAUCCAAGACCGUAUCAUUUUGCAAGACGACUUCCGCCGACGUCAUGGUAAGUUAAAUCCUCUGCUGCAUUCGAGUGCAUAGCUCACAUGGGAGAUAGGCUUCGGUCUCUGAGACCAUGGCCCGGCUGUCCGCAAAGCCAAACGUAAAGGCAACGAUGGUCCUAGAUCGAGCGUUAAAUACCAUUCUGCAAACCAGCGGAUCCUUCGCCUCUUUCCGACCUCUCGAUGCCCCGCGUAACAGUGUUUCGACAGUUUCUGGCAACGAUACAAAUUCUGCGAAGGAGGAGGGGGUCGAGGAAUUUGCAUCGAUGAUCUCAAAAUUCGUUCACUCGGCUGGAGGGCUUGUUCAAGAUCUUGAUACGGAGGUAAGAAGCCAGCUAUGGAACUUGAAUCCUCUCUUGCAGACUCAAGCUAAUCGACUGUAGGAUGAUAUGAAACUUUUACGUCUGCGAACGAAGAAGCAUGAAUUGGUCAUCGUCCCGGACGCGAAGUACAUAUUUGUGGUUGUUCAUGACACACCACCAGCCUAAUUGUUUUCUCUUUUUUCGCCGGCGUUAUUGUUUUCUAUGAUACCCGACAUGGUUUGGAGUUCGGAAUUG
Messenger RNA from Hymenoscyphus albidus, 1144 nucleotides. The record is from the annotation of a GenBank genome assembly. Lineage: Eukaryota; Fungi; Ascomycota; Leotiomycetes; Helotiales; Helotiaceae.